This is a messenger RNA of Penaeus chinensis, 1469 nucleotides long. Its product is annotated as peroxisomal sarcosine oxidase-like. The transcript is spliced from 10 exons. Bases 119 to 1282 code for a protein of 387 amino acids. Gene Ontology annotation, cellular component: peroxisome. The record is from RefSeq and is a predicted model, not a curated record. Gene Ontology annotation, molecular function: flavin adenine dinucleotide binding; L-pipecolate oxidase activity; sarcosine oxidase activity. Lineage: Eukaryota; Metazoa; Arthropoda; Malacostraca; Decapoda; Penaeidae.
AGACGAACAAAAGAGCAUAUGAACAAUGACGAGGCAGCAGUACAUGCCAGCACUUGGUCACGAUAACACAUUAAUGUAGGAGUGCUUCGUCUCGCAAGAUUUUGGAGUGAACAACACAAUGGCGACCCACAACCAGGAAAUGACGCUGGAAUGUGAAGUGGCCGUUGUUGGAGGAGGAGUGAUGGGUUUCAGUGCCGCCCACUACCUCGCUGAAUACGGGCGCGAUACAGUGCUGAUGGACCAGUUUCCCCUACCACACACUCGCGGGUCGAGCGGAGGACACACCAGGAUCACCAGACUCGCCAACUACGGCGACCCCGCCCUUACGUCCAUCAUGAAGGACUCUUUUGACCGGUGGCUGCAGAUGGAGCAUCAGUCGGGCGUCAACCUCUUCAGACCAGCUCCCUUGCUGACUGUUGGCUCGAUGUCUUCGGAGAGCACUGGAAACGUACUGGAUAAUGUAAUGACAUCGAUUCAUGCCAGUGGAAGCACGCCAGAAGUGCUUGAUGUUGGUACGGCCAAUCAACGGUUUAGAACGAGUUUCCCUGACAAUUACAAAGCUGUUGUAGACCCAAGUGCAGGUGUGUUGAUGGCAGAUAAAUGUCUAAAGACGUUACAGAGCCUUUUCCUCAACAACGGCGGCCGGGUGUUGGACGGGUGGCCAGUGACUUCAGUCACCCCGGGCGAAACCGUGGAACUUCGAGGUCCUAAGGGCCGAGUGAAAGCCAAAGCCGCUGUGUUGUGUCCUGGUCCCUGGGCUGGUCCUCUCUUGGGAAGCCUUGGUGUCCAGAUACCUGUCAGAGCAGAGAAGAUUGGCGUCUAUUACUGGAAGGUCCGAGAUCCCAAGACACCAGUGUUUACGUUCAUUGACCUGAGUUGUUCUGACAAUCAUUUCUAUGCACUCCCAGACUUCGAGUACCCUGGAUACAUGAAGUUAUGCUACCAUGUUGGUCUGCGUACUGACCCCGACGAGCGAGAUAAGGUGGACAUGUCGACGGUGCAAAGGAGAACAGAGGAUUAUGUGAAAAAGUUCUUCCCUUGCCUCGAGCCCAAGCCUUCUGUUGUGGAAUCUUGCAUGUAUACAAUUACCCCUGAUAACAACUUUGUGUUGGACAGGCACCCUAAGUAUCAAAAUCUGGUAUUUGGUGCUGGAUUCUCGGGCACUGGAUACAAGAUCGCCCCAGCUUGCGGAGAAGCGCUGGCAAAAAUGGCACUGGGUUUACAACCUCAGCUUGAUUUCUCGUCAUUCACUCUUGGCAGAUUUUACAGGAGCAAGAUGUAAAGAAACUCUUGUAAUACUGCAUGUUAAUGGUAUUAUUAUUAUUUUUUUUUCAUGUUUAGAUGUAGAUUGAGGAAAAUGUACAGGAAGUAAAAAGUUGAAUGUUAAAAAUCGUCCAAUUCAUAUUGCAUGUCACCUAAGAAAACGGACAGAAAGAAGAAUUGUAUUCAUAGGAUAAGUUUAGCGAGGA